This is a messenger RNA of Podospora anserina S mat+, 324 nucleotides long. RefSeq lists its product as uncharacterized. Gene Ontology annotation, molecular function: structural constituent of ribosome. Gene Ontology annotation, biological process: cytoplasmic translation. Lineage: Eukaryota; Fungi; Ascomycota; Sordariomycetes; Sordariales; Podosporaceae. Gene Ontology annotation, cellular component: ribosome; cytosolic large ribosomal subunit. The transcript is spliced from 5 exons. Bases 1 to 324 code for a protein of 107 amino acids. The record is from RefSeq and is a predicted model, not a curated record.
AUGGCCGCUACCAAGGAGACUCCCCGCUCUGGCAUUGCCACCGGUCUCAACAAGGGCCACAAGACCACCGCCCGCGUCGCCAAGCCCCGCGUUAGCCGCACCAAGGGUCACCUUAGCAAGCGCACUGCCUUCGUCCGUGACCUUGUCAAGGAGGUUGCUGGUCUCGCUCCCUAUGAGCGCCGCAUCAUUGAAUUGCUCCGCAACUCCAAGGACAAGCGUGCCCGUAAGCUCGCCAAGAAGAAGCUCGGUACUUUCGGCCGUGCCAAGGCGAAGGUCGAGGACAUGAACCGUGUCAUCGCUGAGUCUCGCCGCGCUGGUCACUAA